This is a messenger RNA of Agrilus planipennis (emerald ash borer), 1470 nucleotides long. RefSeq lists its product as uncharacterized. The record is from RefSeq and is a predicted model, not a curated record. The transcript has 2 exons. NCBI's taxonomy places the organism in Eukaryota, Metazoa, Arthropoda, Insecta, Coleoptera, Buprestidae. Bases 157 to 1386 code for a protein of 409 amino acids.
AUUAUUUAUGAUGUCUCUAUAAUUUGCGGUUAUAUAAUAGGAUAAGUGAAUAAAUGCGUUUCAAGAAGUCACCAGAUUGACAUUGAACAGAUCCAAACGUACAAGUUCAUUUCCGGGUUCCUCAAUUUCAAACAAUUUUUGAGCGAAGAAGUAAACAUGGAACAACAAGAAAAUCUACUAAACAAAAUGGUUAAGGAAAUUGCAAAAGAGAACAAAUUCGUCAAUCCGAAAACAACAAUUUUUGAAACUGUGAAAAAUGGUUACCUGGGAAUCCCUCACAAAAUUUCGAUAGAAGAAACCAAUAAAAGCGGUGGCAAGGGAAAAUCGCUUCAUCUGUUUUUGAAGUCAGCUCCAACGGGUUCGAGGGAUGUCCUCCCUUUCCGGGACGCCUUCCUCAAUGAAAUAACAAUGUACGAAGAAGUGCUACCAACAUUUUUUAAAUUCCAAAAAGAAAAAGGGGUAAAAGAACCAUUUGAAAGUAUCACGAAAUGCUACAAGAGUUGUUCUGUAGAAAACCAGGAACUUCUCAUUUUUGAUGAUUUAACCAAGCACAACUUUCUCCUAUGGGAUAAAGUCGUACCAAUGACAAAGAAAAGCAUCGAAUUCGUCGUUAAACAAAGUGCUAAAUAUCACGCAGUAUCGUUCGCAAUUCGUGAACAAAGGUUUGAUGUGUUUAACAAAUUAACGAGCAAGCUUUCGCUAAGGGCAUUCCACGACUUUUGUAAAAGCUCAUCGAUACUGCAAACUCUUGUUGUAAAUGCCCAGUUCGCUUUAAAAUGCUUUGAUCCACGAGCAGACGAACAAAUUUACAAUAAAUUUAACCAUUUUCUGGAAAACGAUUUGAAAGAAACAGCUUUGGGCAAUUCGGGCGGCAACGAUGUCGUAAUUAUUCAUGGAGACAGUUGGUGUAAUAAUUUUAUGUUCAAAUUUAAGGACCCAAAUAAUCCUGAUGAUGUAGAAGAAAUGAAGUUCUUAGAUUGGCAGUUCUCAAGAUUGGCAUCUCCAGUAAUUGAUUUGAGUUACUUCUUCUACUGUAAUGGCCCGCAAGAGGCGUUCGACAAUUUAGAACAUUAUAUGAAAUUAUACCAUAAUACAUUAGGCACAUCUCUGAAAGACAUGGGAACGGACGUUGAAAAAGUUUUUCCAUACUCCACUUUCAAAAAUCAUUGGCGCAAAUACGCGAAAUUUGGUCUCGCAGUAGCUUGUACGUUAAUAAAUAUUUACUACAAUCCGAACCACAACGAAGCCUUAAAUAUUAGCGAAUUGAUGGAAAGCGGAAGCAAUUUUGCAGAAACGUUUGCAAACUCUGAAAUCCUAGACAAUCAAACGUACAAGAAAAGAAUGAGAGGAGUUGUCACACAUUUCGUGAAUAAUGGUUUUAUCUAAUCAUAAAUAUUUGUACCAUAUGGUAACAACAAUUGUAUUUAUAUAAAUAAAUUAAAACUUACUUGUUUGCUUACUUUUUUGUGU